CCACCAGACAGUGAGCAGUUACUGGAGAGGAGACCAGUGGAGACCAACGAUGAAGAGGAGGAGAUAUCAACCAUCACUUGUAAGGACAUUGAGACAGGAGGUAACACUGCAAAGAGUAAACCUGAUGUUGCUACACCUGAGCAGUCUCUUAUAUCAGAUUUUCAAAUCGUCACGAAUUUACAGGGUCAGCUACCUCCUCGUCUUCCCCCGAGGCCACGCCUACCUCCGUUAUCUCGGGAAGAAUGGGAGAGCUAUAGAGAGAUUGAUGGACGGGUCUCUAAAGAAAAUGAAGAGAAGUUUCGUGCAAGAGUAUUUGCUGGAAGUAUUGAUCAUUCAAUAAGACGUGAGGUAUGGAAGUAUUUGUUGGGAUAUUUCAGAUUCGAUGCAACCGAUAUUGAGAGGAUGGAGGAACAGAAGGCAAAGGAAAGAGAAUAUGAAGUAAUGAAGAAGCAAUGGGAGUCGUUCCUUCCUCAGCAGGAAGCUAACUUUGCUCGCUGGAGAGAACUUAGAAAUCUCGUUGAGAAAGAUGUUAUCCGUACUGAUCGUGAUGUGGAGUUGUUUCACAGUGUCAGUAGUCCACAGUUGAAGCAGCUGCAGAAUAUUUUGAAAACUUAUAUAAUGUACAACAUGGACCUUGGUUAUGUACAAGGAAUGAGUGACCUCCUCUCAGUGAUAUUAGCCAUUAUGGAGAAUGAGGUUGAUUCCUUUUGGUGUUUCGUUGGACUGAUGGACAUGAUACACGACCGAUUUGAGAUCACACAAGAAUUUAUGAGAUUGCGUAUCAAGCAACUAAGAACAUUGCUUAAGGUAUCUGAUCCUGAAUUCUACAAGUACUUGGGAGAAAAAGACUCCAACAACCUGUAUCUCUCAUUUCGAUGGCUUCUCGUUGAUUUUAAGAGAGAAUUUCAGUUCUCAGACCUCAUGAUUCUGUGGGAGGUUUUUUGGACGCUUCACUUGUCACCUGAUUAUCCAUUGUUCUUUGCACUUGCUAUCAUUGAGAAAGAAAGGAAUAACAUGAUGGAUCCUAAAUUUGACUUCAGUGACAUUAUUGCUCAUAUAAACGGUCUGUCAAAGAAUCUUCAAUUAGAAGAGUUAUUAGAGAAAGCUGAGAGUAUUUGUCGUCAAGUAGGAGCUGUAGAUCAUUUGCCUGAAGAGUUGCAGCCUUUGGUCAGGCAGCCACUUCCUCCUCCUUUCACUUUUCCUUCAGCUAAAUGAACACUUGAUUAUUGUUUUUAAUCCUUUUCUGUUCCAAAUAUAUAUAUUUAUUAUGAUAAGGUCAAACAGAGAGAGUGAC
This is a messenger RNA of Amphimedon queenslandica, 1294 nucleotides long. RefSeq names its product TBC1 domain family member 15-like. Gene Ontology annotation, molecular function: GTPase activator activity. The annotation marks the transcript as partial. Gene Ontology annotation, biological process: activation of GTPase activity. NCBI's taxonomy places the organism in Eukaryota, Metazoa, Porifera, Demospongiae, Haplosclerida, Niphatidae. The transcript has 8 exons. The record is from RefSeq and is a predicted model, not a curated record.